Quercus robur (English oak) is the source of this 1092-nucleotide messenger RNA. RefSeq lists its product as uncharacterized. Gene Ontology annotation, cellular component: chloroplast. Bases 51 to 836 code for a protein of 261 amino acids. NCBI's taxonomy places the organism in Eukaryota, Viridiplantae, Streptophyta, Magnoliopsida, Fagales, Fagaceae. The record is from RefSeq and is a predicted model, not a curated record. The transcript is spliced from 2 exons.
UAAACAUCUUCUACCACCUCAAAAUCUCUCUCUCUUUGUACUAAAAAGAAAUGGAUAAGAUGAUUGCUUUCAAAACCAUUCAAACCUCUUUCACUGCUACUACCAAACAUGCAUUUUUCCACACAGCAAGACCCUCCAACACAAAGAAUUCUUUCCUGUGUCUCAGCAAGCCCAAUGAUGACUCCAAUUCAGAAGCUUCUUCACCAGAAGGAGAUACCCGUAAGCAAGAUCUUCUUGCCAGAAUUGCAAUGCUUCAAGCUCAAAAAGUCCGUCUCACCGACUACUUAGAUGAAAGGUCAGCUUAUCUAGCAGAAUUUGGUGAAGAAACCAACGCUGAAUUCGACAAGAUUGGAGAAGAUGCCCUCAAAGGACUUGAUGAAGCUAGUUCCAGGAUAAUGGGGAAUAUAGAGAGCCGCAUGCAAGCUUUUGAGGAAUCUGUAGAAUUGAACAAGCUGGAGAUUGUGGAGAAUGAAAACAAGUUAGAAGAGUUUGAAGAUCAGAUUGAGAAUGAUAGGAAUGAAUGGCUUUUCUUCAAGAACCUGAGGCAGAGCACACCUGCAGAUAAAGCAAAAGCUAAGGAGGAAACAGAGAAGAUAAAAGAGGUUACUAAAGAGAGCGCUGGAUCAGAAACUAGGAGGAAAAUUUACCUUGCAUUAAUAGGCCUUAUAGUAAUUAGCAUAGCUGAUUCUCUCUUGUCUUCUUCGUCUGACUGGAGAAAGGUUGCAGUUUUAGGAGCAAUUCUAGUGGCUUUGCUUUCGCAGUUCAUCUAUGAGCAAAGGAUGUCAUCAGAGACAGAAAAUACAGAAAAGGGAAAGACAGAGGAAGAAAAGAAGUGAAUAUUAUUUGCUAUGUUCUAUUAAUUUUGUGUGUAAAAAUUUUAGCCAUAAUUGUAUCAACUGAAUAUUAUGGCAUCAUACAACAACCCCAGGUGAAAACUUACAACUUGGGUCUGAUACAUCAAGCUGUAACUGAUUUUGGUAAUGUCACUAAAAUCACCAAACCCCGUGUAACUUACUUAGCAUAUCUGAUGCUUUAUGAGCAUUUUUCCAUUGUAAAAUUAACACACAAAAUAGUUAAAAUGAUUUCUCAUCA